This is a messenger RNA of Truncatella angustata, 1320 nucleotides long. RefSeq names its product FAD dependent oxidoreductase. The coding region runs from base 1 to 1320 and encodes 439 amino acids. The transcript is spliced from 3 exons. The record is from RefSeq and is a predicted model, not a curated record. Lineage: Eukaryota; Fungi; Ascomycota; Sordariomycetes; Amphisphaeriales; Sporocadaceae. Gene Ontology annotation, molecular function: sarcosine oxidase activity; flavin adenine dinucleotide binding; saccharopine oxidase activity.
AUGGCUUCCAGCAAGCUGUCUUACCUCAUCGUCGGAGCAGGCGUGUUUGGUGUUUCUACUGCCUAUCAUCUUAUCAAAAAGUACCCAAAAGCAUCUGUAACUAUAGUCGAUCGGGAUGCCUAUGAUGCAGACAGCCGCGUGGCCGCCUCUUGGGACUGGAACAAGGUGGUGCGCGCCGACUACGACGACAUUAUAUACUGCCAACUCGCACUAGAGGCACAAGACAUUUUCAAGUCCGAUCCACUUUGGAAGCCAUAUUUCCACGAGACUGGAAUUUACUGGAUCUGCCGGAGCGAUUACGCUCAGGAUGUAGUCAAUAACUACAAGCGUCUCGGACGGAAAGCUGAUCUUGCCGCCGUGCCCAUUGAGGAGGCCCGCAAGCUGUAUGGCGGACUUUUCGAGGACGCCGAUUAUACUGGCGUCAAGGAGGUGCUUGUCAACAAGAGCAGUGGAUGGGCUGCCGCCGGUGAUGCUUUGCGGGCAGUCACUCGCAAAUGCCUAGAUCUGGGUGUCAAAUAUCACGUCGGCGAGGUUGCAGCACUCUCGAUCAACAAAGACGGCCAGUGUUACGGAAUCAAAACAACGAAGGGAGAGGUCUUGACAGCCACUCAUACUAUCCUAUGUACGGGAGCAUACACACCUAAGUUGCUGGAGUAUGCCGCUGCGAGCAGCGGUGUUGCGGACCUUCGGGCAGGGUCGAGAAUUGUAGCCGGUGGCAUCACUACAGGGAUGACCAAGCUGGACGAGAAAUCAUAUAAGAGGUUUGCAGACAUGCCUGUUGGUGUGCAGGGGUAUACAGCUGAACAGGGCCCAUUCAUCGGCAGUCUUCCGCCAACUCCAGAUAAGGAGCUCAAAUGGUGGGGACAAACGAUUUUCAAGAACACCAGAGAAAUAUUACCCGGUCGUUUCCUCUCAGCUCCGCCUGCGGAGUCUGAUUACGCUCAAUGGAAUGUUUCUGGAAGACUGAAGGAGGAUAUCGAUCAUGCCAAUCAGGUGUUUUAUGGGAAGAACGGUGCGACCUGGAAGAUGGAGAAGCACCGCAUUUGCUGGGAUGCCUUCACAACAAGUAACGACUUCAUCAUAUCACCACACGCGGGUGCAAAAGGUUUAUACGUCGCUACUUGCGGCUCUUUUCACGGCUACAAGUUCUUCCCUGUACUGGGCAAGUAUGUGGUACAGAUGCUGGAGGGUGAGCUGUCUUCUGAAUUAGUAGAAAAGUGGGCCUGGGAUCGUGAAAGGCCAGACCCUUCACUAAACCCUGACUGGCCAAGAUCAGAAAUGAAGGAUCUCGUGGACUCUGCGAAGACGUCGCGCUUGUAG